Cottoperca gobio is the source of this 780-nucleotide messenger RNA. RefSeq names its product regulator of G protein signaling 9 binding protein (gene rgs9bp). Bases 1 to 780 code for a protein of 259 amino acids. The transcript is spliced from 3 exons. The record is from RefSeq and is a predicted model, not a curated record. NCBI's taxonomy places the organism in Eukaryota, Metazoa, Chordata, Actinopteri, Perciformes, Bovichtidae.
AUGCCACUUGUAAAUAACAAAGUAGGCAAUGAUUGCACAGUUAGCGCAGACAAGGCUUUGGUUGAUGAAAAGGCUCUGGUGGAUUCUUUGAUAAAGGUGGUGGCAUGUUAUCGGCACUUGGCCUCAUGUGUUGGUGGGUGCACAGACAGCUUGCAGCUGCGGGAUGAGUUGCGACAAACACGAGAAAAGGCCCAGAUGUUGGCCGUGGUCAUCCGUGAUCAUCUGACCUCGCAUCUCCGAAACAAAAGACUGCCUGAGGUCCAGCGGAAAGAGAUGGAGAUCCACUGGGUGGCCUUCUCCUCCAGCCUAGAGCUCCUCCAUGUUGACAUGUGCAAAGUUUUCUACAUAGGUGACAUCUUCUCUUCAGCCAACACUGAUACCCUGGUGAAAACUGGCAUACAAGGUGGAGGCAGUGAGGUAGCAGCCCGGGCGCUGAGCUUACCAGACCUGAACCAAGCUCAGAGCCCAACCCUCCCUGCUGGGCUUGAGAGCCAGGAGCGCACCACCAUGGAGCAGGAAAUCAGCCAAAUUGACCACAUGAUCGAUGACAUGGAGAUGAAAGUCAACGUGAUGCGCUGGAUGGUGGAGCCCCAUGGGCCACAGUAUGCAGAGCCGCUCAGCAGCACCGACAGCGCCUCCCUGGCUCUGCUCUCAGUUGAUGAGGAGCAGCCUGGACACCAGCCUCUAUGCCAGCGCAGUCAAAUCUUUGUGCUCUUAUUGCUGUUUGCUGUUGUUUUGGUGGCAGCCACUUUAUCCAUCUGUAUUGUCUUUUUCUCAUGA